Messenger RNA from Phragmites australis (common reed), 1270 nucleotides. RefSeq lists its product as uncharacterized. The record is from RefSeq and is a predicted model, not a curated record. The transcript has 2 exons. NCBI's taxonomy places the organism in Eukaryota, Viridiplantae, Streptophyta, Magnoliopsida, Poales, Poaceae. Bases 520 to 996 code for a protein of 158 amino acids.
AAAUAUCAAAACUCCCGCACGUACAUAAACCCAUCUAUCAGAUCAGGAAAAAAACCAAAUUUCCCCUUCGGUGGACUCCUGGUUACGUGGUCCUCGCCGCAAUUCUCCACAAAGACGUUCCUCAUCGAGACUCUAAGAGGUAAUCCCAUCGCAACCCAUUCACAAUCCCAUCUACAUCUGCUGCCCGUCCGCCCGCCUCCCAGCGCGGCCCGUCCGCUCGCCCUACCGCACACCGUCCCUCUCCAUCACAACCCAGCUCCGUCACACUCCCUCCCUACCCAGCGCCGUGCGCGCCCGGCCUAGCAUCCGCCGCCGUCGCUCCUAGACACCAAACUGGAUCGGAUCGGAUCGCCGCAGGGAUGUUCUCCGACGAGACCAGCAUGCUCCUGGACCUUGACGUGAAGACCUUAGGACCCCUGCGCGCCCCUGGUAGAUGCUCAGCUGCAGGAGGGAGGCGCAGGUUGCCCCAUCGUCGCAGGCCUUGACCUCCUGUUCAGUCAAAAAAAAAAAAAAAAACUGAUGCGGCGCGCAGGCGAUGAGCAAUGGAUGGCUGGUGACAGUAGGACUUUUGUUUUUCACUGUGAGGGGAAACCUGCAGGAGAAGAAUUCUUCCAGACAGAAGUGGAUAGGGGUGAUAUCUGCUAUUAUAACCUUAUCCUAUUGAUUGAGAAACUUGGGUAUGUAGCGAUGGACUUUUUGUACUACAAGAAGAGAGGUAGGAGUGAGGUGGCUAGUCUGCCGCUGAUAGACUAUCAUGAUGAUGUGGAGAGAAUGAUAAGAGAUAGUGAGAGCGAGAAGAAGGUUCGAUUUGUAUUGUCGAAGGAACAAUUAAUGGAGCUGAAAGUUAGCAUAUCGCCCAUCAAACGCUCCGGGGAACAACCAGUUAGAGAGGAAACAAUCAAUACAUACAAAGACUGGCUGAAGGAGCAAGAACCAGCAAUGGGUAAUUUGUUUUGCUAUACUGUAUACACUAUGUAUUCUUAUAUGGCCAUGUAAAGGUUAGUAUCAAUUGCUUUCUACUCAACUUAUUGUUAUGGAUUAUCGAGUAUGCUUGUGUCCUCCAAGAGUUACAGAACGGGCUGUUGCUAGAUUAUUUUUUUGUGUUAAAAGUAAAGAGUCAGCAUUCAUCAAUGGAUUAUAUAAUAUUAUUUCCUUGGAAAUAAUGGCUGUGUGGAUUAUAUAAUAUUAUUAGCUUUUUUUUUGCAUUGGUUGACAAACUGCAGGUAUCUGAUUUGCACUUCCUUUUUAGUUAUUUUAAAAAACUGCAACA